AUGGGCCGCGUCAGCCAUGUUGUUGGUCGAGUGUCCGCAGCAACAGGUGUACAGGCGCGUGGCGCCACCAUGGAUCGCAAGCAGAUGUGCUGCAAGGUCUCAUACCCGUUGCUGGCAGGGAUCUUCUCUGGGACGAUGGGGGCCACGCUGAAGGCUGUCCAGAGUUACGUGGACACCGAGGGGUGGAUCGAGAAAAAUAUCGCUUUUGACCCCACUGCUUUCGGCACCUUUGGAACUUGCCUUGGUUUUCUGAUUGUCUUCCGCACUGCGCAAUCUUAUGGCCGAUUCUGGGAGGGAAUCGAUAUGGUCUACGAGAUCAUGGGCCACUGGUUUAAUGCAGCGAGCAAUGCCUUGGCCUUUACGCGGGCACCGAAUUCCAAAGCCUCCGCGAAGGACGUGGAUGAUUUUCAUCAGCUUGUGGUGCGACUCUUCAGCUUGCUGAAUUGCGUGGUGCUUCAGGAGCUAGAGGGCCUUGAGGUGCGUGCCGGCAAGCUCAACUUUACCGUGCUUGACCUCUCCCGCCUGGACAAGCAGACGCGCUUUUCUGUUCUGCAUCCGAAGGAUCGCAGUCGACCAGAGCAGGUCUACCAUGCGAUCAGCAAGGUCAUGAUGCGGGCAAUCAAUGAUGGUGUAAUGGCCGCUCCGCCCCCUGUCGUGAGCCGUGUGUACCAUGAGAUGGGCCUGGGCAUGAGCAAGAUGCAUGCAGCUAUGCGACUGGGCACUGUGGAUUUCCCGGCACCGUAUUUGUUCGCUCUCAAGGCUAUGCUUUGCAUCUACAUGUUUUUGACGCCCGUUGCCGUCAUCGGCUGGGCGCAGACCAUCGCUUUCGCAGGCUUCUUUAGCAUGCUUUUAGUUUUCGCCAUGUGGGGACUUCUGACACUGGCGGCCGAGCUGGACAAUCCCUACCUGAAGACAGGUUUCAGCUUCGAUAAAGAGGUGGUGCAAGGAAAGCUCAACAAAGCCCUUAUGACAAUCUUGUUGGAGGAGAGUCGGCCGGUCGCCCAUCUGGAAGAGGCUACUGCAUCCGAUAUGCUCUCUGCUGAUGAGUUCUCUGCGGCUGAGUACACACUGGAGGACUUGAAGCUGAACACCUUCGACAGGCUUUCCCAGGUCCUUCCAGGCCAGGCGGACUAG
Messenger RNA from Symbiodinium pilosum, 1134 nucleotides. The record is from the annotation of a GenBank genome assembly. Lineage: Eukaryota; Dinophyceae; Suessiales; Symbiodiniaceae.